This is a messenger RNA of Culex quinquefasciatus (southern house mosquito), 1754 nucleotides long. RefSeq lists its product as uncharacterized. The transcript has a single exon. Gene Ontology annotation, cellular component: cytosol. Gene Ontology annotation, molecular function: protein binding. Bases 319 to 1680 code for a protein of 453 amino acids. The record is from RefSeq and is a predicted model, not a curated record. NCBI's taxonomy places the organism in Eukaryota, Metazoa, Arthropoda, Insecta, Diptera, Culicidae. Gene Ontology annotation, biological process: neurogenesis.
AUCAAGUGAAUGGUGAUAUCCGGAAGAUCUGUAACCUGGGAAAUUGGCAUUGCCUCAAGAGAGAAUGACACCAUCAAAUGCGUCAAUCUCUCUCGUCAAAAAUCUCCAACGAAGGCGCGAUUUUAUGUUUCUGUUGAUGUUGACUUUGCAAAAAAAAUGCUGAUAAGCUCUGAGUCAUUUGAAAGUACCUAUUUUGACUGCAAUUUCGGUUUUAUUUCAAUGUUUAAAAGCUUGUACUGAUUUAACUCCUUUGCAAAGCUGAUUUUUGUUAAUUUAUAGUGUUUGUUUUGUUGAGCUUAUUUGUUUAUAUGCGACGAAAUGACCGGCAAAUCGUCUUCAACGCCACUUCCUGCGGAUUCAUCCUUGCCGGCCCGGCUGGAGCGGCUGGUCAACAACGAACAGUUCGCGGAUGUGGCCUUCCGGGUCGGCGAACCCGGUGAGGUCAUAUUCGGCCACAAGGCCAUCCUCUCGGAGGCGAGCGAAGUGUUUCGGGCGCAGUUUUCCGGAAUGUUCAAGGAGUCCCGGGAGAAUGUACGGGAGCACGAGAUUCCGAUCGUGGACAUCGAGCCGGGCACGUUCAAGGAGCUGCUGCGGUACAUGUACUGCGAGCGGGUCACCGUUACGGCGGACAACGUCGUGGACAUUUCGUACGGAUCGAAGAAGUAUCUGCUGACGAAGCUGAACCAGCUCUGCGAAAGCUUCGUACAGCAGAACGUAACGGAGGACAAUGUGCUCGGCGUGUUCGACAGUAACCGGCGCUACGAGCUGGAAGGGAUCAACCGGAUUUGCCUGGAUAUUGUUUGCGACAAUCCGAUUAGGAUUUUUGCCCACGAGUCGUUUCUGACGCUGGCCCGGGAAUCGGUUCGGUUGAUUGCCUCCCGAAAGGCCAUGAAUUGCCAGACGGAUCAGCUGCUGAGCGCCAUCGAACGGUGGAUACAGGUCAACGAGGAUGAACAGGAGGACGGGACCAAGAUUGUGGCCAUGGUUCGCGAGCAAAAGGGCCGCAGUGUGAUGUGCAAGAAGAUCCACAACUUUGCGGCUGGCCACUACGUGACUAGCAACGGGUUUCUCAAGCCGGCUCAGCUACCUCCAUCACCCUUUAGUUAUGAAACCGCAAGAUCACCGUUUGGCGCACCCUCAAAUAUAAUCGAAAGACCAGUAUUUGGAAGUUUGCCCAUUGUGCCGGCAACUGCACCCAUAACCUCACCAACCCAGAAGACGUUCAUCCUGAAAAUUGACACCGACAAGCCGUGCUCGAUCUACGGCGUCGGAAUCUACAUCAAAUGCAAACAGUUUGAGCAAACCGUCACCAUGGACAUUUCGGUCGAAAGAACGGGCAUGUUUCCGACCAAUGAGAAGCGCACCGUAACCGCGCGAGAGGACCUUUGCGUCGAGGAAGUCCUGUUCCAGAAGCAGCCCAUCGAUGCGGGCGUAACGUGCACGAUCAAGGUGCAGAUGCACCACGGCAUAACGUCGCUGUUCUGUCGGAAGAACUUUGAAUCGGAGCAGCCGGAGAGCGGGUUGCGCUUCGCCUGCAGCAAUGCUGCGGAUCCUUUGAUGGUUGGCGGCCAAUCUGGCACCAACUGCUGCGUGGCGUACGUGCUUUACAAUUUUGGACCGGCCGGAGAGGAGCGGAAGAAGCUGGUCCCGGUUAAACAAAAGUUGGCGGUACAGUUGUAACGUGAAACGAUGAAUCAUUAUAAAAUUUUUAAAGAGUGACAAUAUUAAUAAAAUAAGGAUUUUAAUUUGAUACA